Cladocopium goreaui is the source of this 1221-nucleotide messenger RNA. Lineage: Eukaryota; Dinophyceae; Suessiales; Symbiodiniaceae. The record is from the annotation of a GenBank genome assembly.
AUGGGGUCACUGGUUGUCUCAGGAAAUUUUUGGGAUUGCAAAUUUUUACUGUACUGCCUGGACGAGUCCCGUGUUACCCCUGAUACAGUUUCAACCUUGGACCUUUGGUGCGCCUGGUCAAUGACUGAGUUACAGCUUGGAUCCUAUAUGGAUAAAGACCCCUGGGGACGUAGCCUCGCUGCUUUUGACACUGGAAAACGUCAAGGCCUGAUUGCCGGCGGCUACAAAGGCAUCCUUUGCUACCACAAGGGAGACGAGAAGUACCACCAGAAAGUUUACAGAGCAAGUCAUGGAGCUGUGAGUCGCAAUGUGUGCGUGACAUGCAGGGCAACAAACGAUGGUGAUAUGGUGUACACUGCGCACGGCAUCAACGCAAUCCAUCGCACCACACGUCUCUCUACAGAGGAGUUCAUCACUGGGGUUUGCGGCACCAGGACAUGGGUGGGCGUACCAGGGUGGCAUGUGGGAAUGCUUUGCUAUGACUGGCUUCAUGUCGUCGACUUAACCGUGAUUCCUGAAGUCGCUGCAUCUUGCCUCGUCGAGCUCACAGAGGAAAGCACAUUUGGGCAUGCGUCAACUGCUGAUGAGCGUUUGCGAUUGGCAUUUGUUGCGUUCACAAAAGCUUGCAAGAGGGCAGGUGUGCGCAAUCGUGGGCAAAUGUUCAGUAUGAAACAACUCUAUCCAAACGGUGCAAAAACAUACCACACCUUGUGCCAGAAGCAUUUCAAUGCAGCGGAAGCUGUGGUGCUUGCAAAAUGGCUUGAAUCUGUGACUGUGCUGGUGGCAGAGAGGAAACCACAUGAUGAACAUGCUCAGCUACGUGCUGCAGUUUUUGUCAAUCUGGUUGCGAUGCGCGCUGCGAUGAGUGAUUCGUCCAACACCGGAGUCAAGCUGACCGAUUCCAAUUUGCAAAUGCUGCAGCGUGCAAACUAUUUGUUCCAUUCCGCGCACAACUGGCUUGCGACUGAAGCUUUGGAAAAAGAAAAUCUACUUUGGCGCACACGUCCAAAGUACCACAAGUUAGACCAUAUCGUCUACGACUGUGCUCCAGAAGUUUCUCCACUGAAACUAAGCUGCUAUACAGAUGAGGACGCGAUGGGAAAACUGAAGAAAUUAGAUGAAAUUAGCGAUGAUUUCAUAUCCCAACCAGAUGGGACGACAAGUUCUGUCAUCUACGCUGCAUAUACAUGCGUGCGAUUGCUUCGAAGACUCACAGAAUAA